This is a messenger RNA of Ipomoea nil (Japanese morning glory), 2238 nucleotides long. Its product is annotated as probable serine/threonine-protein kinase NAK. Gene Ontology annotation, molecular function: protein kinase activity; ATP binding. NCBI's taxonomy places the organism in Eukaryota, Viridiplantae, Streptophyta, Magnoliopsida, Solanales, Convolvulaceae. The record is from RefSeq and is a predicted model, not a curated record. Gene Ontology annotation, biological process: protein phosphorylation. Bases 306 to 1952 code for a protein of 548 amino acids. The transcript has 5 exons.
UCUCUUUUUUCUUCUUCUUCUUCUUCUUCUUCUUCUUCGUCUCUGUUUGCUUUUUCUUUCUCAAAAAUCUGCUCUUGCCUUUCCCCAUUUAUGUAAUCAUUGAUUUGUCCUUGGGGUGUUUUCCCUAUAUUAACAGAUAAAUUUUUUUAAAAAUCAAAGUUCAAAAUUGUCUGUGGGUUUCAAUUCACUGCCUGGGCACCUUUUAAAUUAUUAAAGAUCAAAUCUUUGACCCCUGAACACCUCAAGAUCAGUUGAAUUUGCUCCAGUAAUCUCCUCCAGGUGCUUAGAAGCUUUGUGAUAAGAAGAUGGGAUGUUUCACGGUUUUAAAAUAUAAGAAGAAACCGUCUGAGAAGACUAUCCAUGUCAAACGUGUUAACCCUCAGGAUCAUUCCCCUACAGCAACAGCGUUGCCCGAACCCCCAGUACAAACGAGGACAUUGCAGUCUGCUCCGCCGAGUUUCAAGACUAGAAUAAAAUCCGUUCAGUCAAAUAACCGAGUAAGGAGCAGUAGGACGAGAGCACUAUCUGCACCUUCGAGUCUCGACACUGCAGAACAAGUUCUCAUGGACAGUGAGGAGCAGGAGUCGAGCAAAAGUCGUGUGGGAUCGAUGAAAGAAUAUCAACCGCCAAGUCCUCAGCCUCUUCCUCUCCCCUCACCCCAGAACGCUGCCACCCUGAAAACCAUGGGGAGCUUUAAAAUCGGAAAUGCUAGCGGCCCUCUCACCGCCUCUGGUCCGCUCCCGCUGCCUCCCGCCCUGCCCCCUACACUGCUUUCUACGGGAAACCUAAAGAACUUUACGUAUGAAGAGAUUGCAGCUGCAUGCCACAACUUCUCCCCCGAACGAUGUAUGUCAGAAGGUCUUUCUUCUGUUUUGUACAGAGCCUCGUUUGGGGAUGAUCUGCCGGGCGCAAAGAAGCUAGAAGCCACUGUCACUCGUCUCCACCCUUCAUCUCAGGGUUUGAAAGAAUUCGUGAAUGAAGUUAACACCCUAGCUUCAUUGGAACAUCCUUCGCUUUGCAAACUAAUUGGUUUCCAUGCACGCGAAGGCUCGGGGGAGAGGAUGCUAGUUUAUGAGAGGCUUUUCCAUGGAAGCUUAGACAGGCUUUUAUUCGGGAGAUCAGAUGGACCCCCGAUAGAUUGGAAUGCUAGAAUGAAAAUUGCAUUCUGUGCUGCACAAGGGCUUACAUUUCUCCACGAGGAAGGACCCUUUCAGGCAAUGUUCCAUGAAUUUUCAGCUGGCAAUAUACAGAUCGACAAAGAUUUUAGUGCAAAGCUUUCAGGAUAUGGUUGCAUUACCCACAUUCAAGAAACUGACAUCUCGUGUAGUUCAGCUGCGAUUGCAAAUCUUUCUGCGGAGACACUGGAGAAGGGUUUGCUAACCCCUAAGAGCAACGUUUGGAGCUUCGGGAUUGUGCUUCUUGAGCUUCUCACGGGCAGGAAGAAUUUGGAUAGUCGGCAUCCAAAGGAAGAAUGCAAUUUGGUGAAGUGGAGCUGGCCCUUUCUGGCUGAUGAUUCUAGGCUAUCACUUAUCAUGGACCCCCAGCUGAAAGGUCGGUUCCCUGCCAAAGCAGCUAGGACGAUGGCCGACAUUGCUCAAAGAUGUCUGCAAAAGGACCCGUCGGGAAGGCCCACCAUGAGAACCAUAGUGGAGCAGCUCAAGACUGUGCAGGACAUGAAGUAUACUUCGCGGUUUCCACUUCAAGAGCCCGGGAGAGCCAGCAUGAAGCACAGAUCAAACUCACCUAGCUUGAACGGGAUCAUCCCCCCACCCCCAAUGCUAAAUCUCUCCCCUUUGUCACCCUCCACCAGACCCCCGCCUAUUUCACCUACACAGCCACCCCUAUCUCUUCCCCCUCGGACAUGCUCCUUCUCUCUGGAGGACGUGGAUCAACAUGAGAGCCGGAGGACAUCAUCUUCAUCUGUAAGGAGAUCCAGCGUCGAAGGAUUUUGAUUGUUCAUAUAGAGAGCAUUUUUUAAAUUCUUUUCUUUUUAUCGAAAAGUGGUUUUUACAUGAAAUAUAGAAGAUAAAGAUGUGGUUCCUCCACCCUCUUUCUCUUAGAGGAAGUAAAUAUGAGGAAUGGCAUUUUGUAGAUAUGCUUUUUCUUGGGUUAAUUAUUAGUUUCAUCUACUAUAGGGCUAUAAAGGAGGGGUUGUAGCUUUCCUUGAUUGAAUACCAUUUCUCAGUGUGUAUCUGUGUAGAGAUUAUAUUUGGUUAAUUACUUGUAUAAAUAUAUAUA